Messenger RNA from Cuscuta campestris, 868 nucleotides. Lineage: Eukaryota; Viridiplantae; Streptophyta; Magnoliopsida; Solanales; Convolvulaceae. The record is from the annotation of a GenBank genome assembly.
UAGAGGUUUUGAUGAUAUCAGGCUACCAAAUCUUGAGGCAUUUAGAGAACUCAAUCUAUAUCUUGGCAGGGCAGUCAUUGUUUUGCAGCCAUAGUGGAUCUGUUUUCUCUUUGUGCCUGCUGGAAACACGUAUCUGAGCCUUCACAGAGUAAUAAAAACAUAUGGUGAAUUGAACAUAAAAUCAAUCUGAGAAUGUCUAGUCGCCGGAGUUUCUGGGUCACCACGGUUGUCAGUUCGCCGGAGAGUUACCGGCUCGCCGCCGCCACUGGAUGCUGGCUGUUACUCUGCCGGAGCUGCUGGACUUUGCCGGAACAGAGGUCGCUGGACAAGGGGUUGCCGGCAGAAAUCGUCGCUGGACCACUGUGGUCAGUCACCAGCAUUGCUGCCGGAACUCGCCGUUGGAUUGAGCGCUGUCGCGUUGCUGAUUUGCCAGAGAAGAAUUCGCUGGAGUUGAUGCUCGGAUUUGUCCAGACGUCGUCAGAGCUUGCUGGUUCGAGGUUCCCAGAUCGCUCCCCGUCGUCGCUUCUGUAGAUCGUCGCCGGUCGGACUCUUCCGCCUUGCCGUCGUAACCAUGUCUGCGAAUCGAAGAAGAAAGAGGAGCAAGGACGACGGCGAUUUCGAUCGAAGCAGCGAAAGCCCCCGUUUGAGAAAAAGACUUCCCAUUCUAACAAAAAUAAGUGUUAAACCAUAGUUCAUUUCCAAUUUUAUUCCUAAUAUGAUGGGUAAAAGUAAGAUGUAAUGGAUAGAUUAUUAGAAAAAAAGUAUGAUGUGAUACGUAGGAUAUGAAAAAGUAAGGGUAAAAGUGGUUUUUUAAUAGAAAGAGGAAGUAUUUUGUUGUAAGCGGAAAAAAUGAAAGAGGAAAUGUUUU